ACAAGGGAAUCACAUGACCGCAGUGAGUGCCGAAUGACGUCAACGCGGCACCUGAGUCAGUACGCUUGCGCAGAUUAACCAGGAAGAGCAGUGGUAUUUUGAAACAACACAAUAAGUACUUCAGAUAUGUCUUGGAGAAAAAGAAAAUAACGACAGGUUUGACUACAUCCAGUUCCGGUACUAGCCAUGGUCUACCAUUCCUGCCCCAGGCUGUGCUCCCGCUCGUCAGCCUACACUCUGGCUCUUGGCCUGGGUUUCAUAAUCUUGGGGACCAGUCGCAUCCUGCUGCUCAAAUUCUCAGCCAAUGCUGAGAACAAGUAUGACUUCCUCCCUGCAUCUGUCAAUCUACUUGCUGAGGCGCUCAAACUGUUCUUCUGUCUGGUUAUGUCAGUUAGGGUCAUCGUCCGAGAGAGGCAAUCAUGCAGAGAGCUGGGCUUUUCUUCCAGUGCCUCCUUCUUCAGUUCCCUAAAGUGGGCUGUCCCAGGUUUCCUCUACUUCCUUGACAAUCUCAUCAUCUUCUAUGUGAUGACUUACCUGCAACCUGCUAUGGCAGUGUUGUUCUCCAACUUUGUCAUCCUGACCACAGCUGUACUCUUCCGAAUUGUUUUGAAGAGACGCCUCUCCUGGGUUCAAUGGGCAGCAUUAGUUGUCCUCUUCCUGUCCAUUGUUUCUUUGACGUCGGGAUCAGGGGGCAGCCAAAAUGCCAUACCUAUGCCAGGUCACCAUUCAAACCCAUUCUCCACCCCCUCCAACUCUUGCCUACUCUACACACAGCUGCUGCACCAGAUGAGGAACAGCAGUGCCAGUGAAUCGUGGGUAUCAUCGCUGCCUGGGCAGGCCUGGAGGGACAGGGUUAUGGAAAAGCUUCGAUCUCUAGGUGUGGGUCACAUACUUCUCCUUUUACAGUGCUUCAUCUCCGCCAUGGCCAACAUCUACAAUGAAAAGAUCCUCAAGGAUGGAGACCAACUAACUGAGAGCAUCUUCAUCCAGAACAGUAAAUUGUAUGCCUUUGGUGUGGUUUUUAAUGGGCUCACCCUUGGGCUUGGCAGUGAAGCUCGAGGCCUCACCAUGCACUGUGGCCUACUCCAUGGACAUAACAUCUACUCCAUGGGCUUGGUGCUGGUCACUGCUGCCCUGGGUUUAUCUGUGGCCUUCAUCUUGAAAUUCAGAGACAACAUGUUCCAUGUGCUGACAGGCCAGAUCACCACUGUUCUGGUUACCGCCCUCUCCCUGUUCCUCUUUGACUUUCGUCCUUCGCUGGACUUCUUUCUCCAGGCUCCCAUGGUCCUGCUGGCCAUCUUUAUCUACAACGCCAGCCGACCCAAAGACCUGGAAUACAGCCUGCAGCAGGAAAAACUGCGGGUCAUUAAUGGAGAGGUGUUUGAGAGGUCCAGAGGGGACGGUGAGGAGCUGGAACUCCUGACCAAGCCCAGUACAGACAGUGAAUCUGAGGAGGAGUCUUUGUAGUCUUACAGGACAGAAGAUAUUUUUCUUCGCUGCUACUGGUUUUCAGCUGCACCAGAGACUUGUAGGUCUGCACGCAGCAUGGUUGCAGAUUUUGUCAAAUUAUUUACUUGAAUGACUGUCAGCAGUGAAUGACGUUGCUGAUGGACUGAGUGAUAACAACAGUUAGGCUGUUGUGUAUAUUUUGAAAUGUGCCUGUUUGUAUGAGUGCUGUCAGUUGAUAUGGUGUGGAAGUAAUAUAUCAGUGUAUGUGCUGGGAAAUAAGUUUCCCUUCAUUCAUUAAGGUUUUCUCUUCUGAAUAAUUGAGUUUCUCCAAUGAUUUCUGCUAUAUGUGCUACUAUGUUAUGCUCAGCUAUGUGACUGCUUGCAGGAGAUAAGGUAAUGUCCAGAAGCCAUCUUGCCAUCUUUUAUGGUAAAAAGGGUCACCCCUUUUUAAAUUGUUGCUGGUGCUGUAAAUAUGUGAUAUUUAUCCAACCUGGUCAGAAUAUAAACUGCAACAACUGUGCAACAACUGUUACUUAAAAAGUUACCUUGUAAUUACAAGUUAUACAUUGCCAGAAAUUUACACACACAACAGGUCUCCUGCGCACACACUGGAUUUUCUUAUACAUAAACCAGAAUGAUGAGCUUUGGCAUAGUAGAGCAGUCAUAAUGCCUGAAUUUCUGAAAGCACAACAAAGUGACUCUUAAUUCCGUUACUUGGCCUUUUUUGUGUAGAUGUAUUGCAACUGUCAGAUACUAUGAAAUAAAUUUUUUUAAAUAUU
Messenger RNA from Scatophagus argus, 2228 nucleotides. It is a transcript of the gene slc35a5, whose product is annotated as solute carrier family 35 member A5. Gene Ontology annotation, molecular function: pyrimidine nucleotide-sugar transmembrane transporter activity. The record is from RefSeq and is a predicted model, not a curated record. Gene Ontology annotation, cellular component: Golgi membrane. Lineage: Eukaryota; Metazoa; Chordata; Actinopteri; Scatophagidae. The transcript is spliced from 10 exons. Gene Ontology annotation, biological process: pyrimidine nucleotide-sugar transmembrane transport. Bases 187 to 1467 code for a protein of 426 amino acids.